AUGGGCGGCGAAGUCUCAAACAAGACAUGGGUCUUCAAAAAGUCUCCCUCAAGCCUACCAGAGCCAGGCGUCCAUACCGCUUUCGAGGAUCGACCCUUGAGCCUAGUCGCACCACCUGGAGGUCUCGUCAUCAAGCUCCUCACAGCUGGUCUCGAUCCCCAUCAGAGAGAUCGCAUGCGAGGAGCUGGCAACGUCGACUACGUACCUGGCUAUGAAGUCAACGAGCCCAUCACAAACUUCUCAAUUGCAAAGGUCAUCCGCUCAGACAACGAUGUUUUUGAGGAGGGUAGCUUAAUCGCUGGUAGCCUUCCUAUCGCUGAGUACGGCAUUAUCCCCAGAGAGCUCAUUGAUGCUAGAGCUAUGGCAUCACCGCUUGUUUGGAAGGUCUCAAACGAUUACAACCUUGAUGUCAAGCAUUACGUUGGUACUCUUGGUCUGGCUGGCAUGACUGCUUGGAACUCCUUCUACGGCCUCGUCAAGGCUGUCAAGGGUGAGACAAUCUGGGUCAACGCUGCAUCAAGCUCUGUCGGAGAAGUUGUCGUUCAACUGGCCAAGAUCGAGGGCAUGAAAGUGAUUGCCAGUGUGAGCUCUGACGACAAGCUCGACUACGUGGUCAAUGAGCUUGGUGCAGAUGUCGGCUUCAAUUACCGAAAGGAGCCAGUUGGCAAGGCUCUCAAGCCUGCCAUCGAGAACAUGAAGUGGUUCGGCCGCAUCAUCAGCUGCGGAACAGCAUCUCAAUACAACAAGCCAGUUGAAGAACAGUAUGGAGUCACCAACCUGUCAGAGAUCUUCCGCCGACGCAUCAAGAUCCAGGGUUUCAUCUUCUGGGAUGACAACAUCUACACUGACAACAUUGAGAACUUCAAGGCUACUAUGCCAAAGUGGGUUUCAGAGGGAAAGAUCAAGUCUCGCUAUACUCAGUUUGAAGGUAUUGAGCAGGCUGACAAGGCAUUCUUGUCCAUGUUUACUGGUGGAAGCCAUGGUAAGACGGUGCUCAAGAUAAGCGACCCUUAA
Messenger RNA from Fusarium fujikuroi IMI 58289, 1014 nucleotides. RefSeq names its product probable reductase RED1. NCBI's taxonomy places the organism in Eukaryota, Fungi, Ascomycota, Sordariomycetes, Hypocreales, Nectriaceae. The record is from RefSeq and is a predicted model, not a curated record. Gene Ontology annotation, molecular function: oxidoreductase activity, acting on the CH-CH group of donors, NAD or NADP as acceptor. Bases 1 to 1014 code for a protein of 337 amino acids. The transcript has 3 exons.